CAAUGGUGAGUGUCGCGGUGAUCGACCGUCACGCAAACAUGUGGCCCGACCACUUUUGCCAGACCACGCCCAUGGAAACGUCAUAGUGAAACUUGCGUUUCAGGCUGAGCAGAAACGCAACUGUCGAGAAGCAGGAAACAAGAUGGCAGAGGCGGCGAUGGCGCCCGAUCUGUUCACAGAGCAGGAACUCACCUGCUCCAUUUGUCUCGACCUCUUCACUGACCCUGUCUCCACACCAUGCGGACACAACUUCUGCCAGGGUUGUAUUGGCGGGUACUGGGCAUCGACCGCCACAUGCACAUGUCCGCUUUGCAAAUACGCUUUUGAAGAGCGUCCACAGCUGAGCAUCAACAAAGUUUUCGCUGUGAUCACGGAGAAUUACAAAAUUUCUCGCUACGGCAAAGCCACCGCAUCUAGCGUGCCGUCCAACAGCACCAACCCGUUUGCGAAGGCGUCUAAUGAGGACGUGGUUUGGUGUGACGUGUGCACGGGGAUCAAGCAGCCGGCCGUCAGCUCCUGCUUGACAUGCACGGCGGCGUAUUGCGCCGAACACGUCCGGCCCCAUCACAACACACCCUUCUACGCCAAGCAUCCUCUCAUGGACCCGCAGCAGGCGCUGAGGGGACGCACCUGCUCACUACACCGCCGCCUAUUGGAGGUGUUCUGUCGGACCUGUCAGCGUUGCAUUUGUGCCAUCUGUGUGCUGGAGGACCACCGAACUCACCAGACUGUCUCGGUCCAGACUGAACGACUCAGCAAACAGAAACACGUGGCGAGGACGGAGCAGGAGAUCUUGAACCGGAUAAAGGACAAGCAGAUGAUCUUGGCCGAACUGAAGACCAAGAUGGACGGUGUCAAGACCUACGGCGAGCGAGAGCGCGGAGAAGUGGAAACGUUGCUGGAUGAGGCGGCCAGCUCCCUGGACCGUCUCCGAGCCCAGGUGGUAGGCGGAGUCCAGCAGCAGAUGGGGGCGGUCCUGGCCAGGGGCGAGGGCCAAGCAAGCCUUCUGGAGGCGGAGCUCGGACAGCUGACGGAGAGACGGGCCCAGCUCGAGGCUCAGGCUGUCAGUCAGGACCACAUCGGAUUCCUGCAGAGCUUCUCAGAGGCCACGUCACCAUUGGGCUCGGAUGAGCCCAUCAACUUGGAUGACCUGGACCUCAACCUCUACUUCAACCUGGGCGGGGUCAAGGCAGCGCUGGCUGAAGUUCGAGACAAGAUGGAGGACGCCAGGUUGGGCGGCGGCGGCGGCGGGGCCAGAGGAUCCGUGGCUUCCCUGUUGUUGAGUGACCAGAUGAUGGCGGCGGAGAGCACGCUCAAUCUCAGAGGAAGCAGCAGCAGCCUGAGGAGGAGCCAAUGGUCACUCAGAGACAUGAAGAAGAUGAAGCCGGUGUCGGGUCACAAGAAGGCUCGCGUGUACAUGGACGAUGUGACCUUGAACCCGAUGACGGCGUACCCUUUCCUGAUCCUGUCGGAGGACAGGAAGCAGGUGAAGCGUGGUGAGAAGCUGCAGUUUUAUCGCAACAGUCAGCAUCGAUUUGACGUAUGGUCGUGCAUCACAGCCAAGGAAGGAUACGCCACUGGACGACACUACUGGGAGGUGAUGGUGGGCGAGAACAAAGACUGGAAGUUGGGCGUGGCAACCGAGUCUGCACAGAGGAAGGGCCUGUUUGAUAUGAGCCCGUCCAAUGGAUAUUUCGCCCUCUGGUGGAGCGGCAGCCAACUGCGAGCACUCACUGCACCGCCACUCACCAAGGUCAAGGCUCCCCCCAAGCUGCGUCAGAUGGGUGUGUUCCUGGACGUGGAGGCGGGGCAGGUGUCUUUCUACAACGCCAAGUCGGGUUCCGAGAUCUUCAGCUUCAACUGCGGCGAGUUCACCGAGCAGAUGUUCCCGCUGUUCGGCACUGGAGACAAAGAGGUGCCCCUCAUCAUCCUCACCUGAGGCGUCCACCAUCAUGGCAGCAACUGCUGCUUCUUGCCUGUGCAGUCAUUUCCCUCAUCCGGCUAUACUGGUCCUCGAUAGUUCCGUAAAAUGUCCAUUCGCACUGAUCGGAGAAUCGGGAAUGAGGCAACGAUUGUCAACGCAUUGGCGACUAUUGAAUUUUUGCCGACUGUAUACGCGCAUUUUGAUAUGCUGGAUGAGACAGUGGAGUCGUGCGUCAAAUGAAAAAUAGUUUUAACAACACAACUUUGGCACCCGUAAUGACGUCAUUGCUCUUGCUUUACAAUGAACUGGAUCAACGUCAUUUGGUGGACCUUUCAUAAUAAUACUUAGAUUAAUAAAUACAUUCCAAACACA
This is a messenger RNA of Hippocampus zosterae (dwarf seahorse), 2296 nucleotides long. RefSeq names its product E3 ubiquitin/ISG15 ligase TRIM25 (gene btr30). The record is from RefSeq and is a predicted model, not a curated record. The transcript is spliced from 13 exons. The coding region runs from base 143 to 1939 and encodes 598 amino acids. Gene Ontology annotation, molecular function: zinc ion binding; protein binding. NCBI's taxonomy places the organism in Eukaryota, Metazoa, Chordata, Actinopteri, Syngnathiformes, Syngnathidae.